AAACUGUUUAUAUGAGCUCUGUAACAAAUAUAGAUUACUCUGAACAAAUUCUGAAAUAAAUACUGCUUUAACGCUGUGUACCUUGGUAGGAAUGGAUGCCAAUUUUAUUGGAGACGUAGCAGAACAUGAAGAUGACAAUGGAAGGAAUCUCCAUGUGUCUGAAAUUCGAAGUAAUCUGCUGAAACAGAUGAUGUAUGAUGGAAUGCAAAUUGUCAGUGGAGCAGCCCUUGCAACAUACUCUUGGAAGUUGGGUUUUCAUUCAAUCUCAACUUUUGUGUUUUCUACAAUUGGUGCAGCUGGUGUUAUUGGUUUCUGUAUGAACAUUCGUAAAUAUUCCCAAAUAGCAUCAAAUAUUCAAAAAGGAGGAAUUGGGCCAAAGUGGUAUUUAACAACAGGAACCGUUACUUAUUUUUCUAAUGUCUAUGCACUCAGUGAAGCUUUGAUGCGUAGUCACGAACUAUGGAUUCCCUGUGUUGGAGUGGGAGGUUUCGGCUACUGUCUCGCCGUAUCGUCAAUGAACAGUUUAGGAAGAACAAUUUUGAACAGAAUGCCACUUUUGAAAUGCGUUCAGCUGAUGUUCGGACCGGCGCUAAUUGCAGGCGGUGCUUACUACCUGCUGGGAUUUCGACAGCAUGACGACAUGUUCUGUUUGCCUUGGAUCGCUUUUGUUGCUGUUGGAAAUCAUAUUGCAUUCACUGGAUAUAAACGCUUUGGAAGCAAUGACCAGCCCAAUUGGUUGCUGUUCAAAGGAAUCGAAUUACUUUUAGGUGGCUGCAUUAUGUGCAUCAAUGGGGCAGUGCUGGUUGUUUAUUCAAUGAACAAUGGAUACCAUGCAAUUAUUACUGUUUUUUACUUCACAAUGAUUCUCAACGGUAUUUCGGAUAUCUCCAGCUCGUUAGAAGCUUUCCAGGAAUAUGCUGAUUUGGAGCCACAAGUAUUUAAUUGUAUUUGUGGUAUGACAGCAGGGCCAGUUAUCUUCUUAUCGACUUGCCUUGGUGUAAAAUUUAUACAAAAUCCAAUAGUGGUGCCUUCCUUUUUCUUAGCGGCUGGAAUAAGUCUUGUUCUGCUCAUUAAAUCAGUCAUGGAUCUUCACGAUCUCCUUCCUCGGAGGAUGUUUUUCAGAUACAGUCGGCGGGUAUUGGGUCCCGUGAUAACCGUGUGGGGCACCGUGGUUACAAUAUACACUGGUUACCACUUGGGAUGGCGCUCUUCUCUGGUGGCGAUAUCUUUAAUUCCUAUGGGGGUGUUAGCAACAUACAGAGGUUUCACAAAUAUGGAUGAACUUGAGUGACAAGAUUUUGAUGUAGUAUCAUAACUGUGUAUAUGCAUCGUAAUGCUCCCAAAUCGAAUCUUUUUACUUCAUUCGAAUAUUUACUCACAUUGCACCAACCCGUGAUCCUCAAAUGUUUCUAACGUACCAUGUCUUUAAGAUUUUAAACUUGUUCAGCCUUGGCGAACUAAUUGAUUUUAUUGUUAUAUUUAACUUUUUUUUAUUAAAUGGAAUGAUUCAA
This is a messenger RNA of Argiope bruennichi, 1511 nucleotides long. RefSeq lists its product as uncharacterized. NCBI's taxonomy places the organism in Eukaryota, Metazoa, Arthropoda, Arachnida, Araneae, Araneidae. The record is from RefSeq and is a predicted model, not a curated record. The transcript has 8 exons. The coding region runs from base 92 to 1291 and encodes 399 amino acids.